This is a messenger RNA of Adineta ricciae, 504 nucleotides long. NCBI's taxonomy places the organism in Eukaryota, Metazoa, Rotifera, Eurotatoria, Adinetida, Adinetidae. The record is from the annotation of a GenBank genome assembly.
AUGAGUUUCAUUUUAUUGAUUCCACUGUUAACUGAGCACUGGGUUACGUACUUACCAGAAUGUUAUUUUUGUCAGAUUUCCUUUACCAGCAUUCAAGGUACGCUGUAUGGUGGUGUAGUUGUCUAUGUUUUUCCGACAUGGAGCACAACAAUAAUUUAUACCUACAUUAUCAACUACAUGAAGAAAACAGCAGUUCAAUCUGUUUUACAAAAGCGUCAUCAAACAAAUCAACGAGAUCUUGUUGUUCUUCGUCGGAUCAUCGUCAUGUUAGGGAUAUUACUCACGUUGUGCUUUCCAACUGUUUUAACGUGGGUUAGUUUUGUUAUUAAUAAUAAUAUUGAUCCAAUUGGCUAUCGUAUUGGAUGGUUAAUAUUUGCUCUCUCAUUUGCAAUUUUGCCAAUAACACUCGCUUUGUUAACCUCUCAAACACGCCAACUAUUAAUGGCUCUCUGCUGUGCUCGACGGAAUCGUAUUCAACCAGUACAAGUGAUUACACAUCAAUAA